AUGGGUUUCCUAAACCGUCUUCUGUACAUUACGGUAGCAGUGCUAAUCUUGGGCUUAGCAUCUGGUGCUGCAUUCAACUCUGGGAUUUGUCCGCCUAAGAACAAAGUAUACAACGACAAACCAACUUGCUUUUCUGAUGCGGACUGUCAGAAAUACGGCAAGAUUUGCUGCCCCAACCAAUACAACACAAAAUCCUGUACCGAUAGAUCACCUUACUUCCAAAAAUCCUUCAAGAAGACUGGUUAA
Messenger RNA from Arctia plantaginis, 246 nucleotides. NCBI's taxonomy places the organism in Eukaryota, Metazoa, Arthropoda, Insecta, Lepidoptera, Erebidae. The record is from the annotation of a GenBank genome assembly.